AGAUAUUGCUUGGCAACCUGUUUUCAAAACAACACCUACCUGAUCAAACUAAACAAGAGCAUUAAAAAAAAGGAGAAAAACUAUAUUAUACUGCAUAAAAUUUGGAUAGACAGUUUCCAUAAUGUCUCUAAGCCUAGUCGAUCCAACUGUAACACAUUUGAGACAUAGACCCCCUCCACUGGCCUAUAUACCGAAACAAUGGCAAGCAGAUCACAGCACUCCAAGUCCUUAUCACAGUAGUCACUGCGAUCGUUCUUAUGGCGCAUGGAGAAAAUGGGGCUCAGCCAUGCCAGACAUGUAUGCAAGAAGUUCAACAGCUACCCACCCCGAUUGGUACCAGCGACGAGUCGAUACUAUUCGUUCGGCUGAUACAAAAUACCGUCUUUGGUCAUGGGAGAAAACUGAUCGUCCACAUGAAAAGCAAACAUUUAAUAACGAUCACAAGCAGAUGAUACCGAUUUAUAAAGGCUUUCAAGCUGUACCCAGAGAUAUUCAGGGUCAGGUAGCUAUGCCAAAAUGGGGUAUAUAUCAUCCAAAUUCUUAUCAAGAAGGAGCCCGUGUUGAACCUCUACCACCGCUAAGAACUCAUACAAAACAUAUAUGA
Molecule: messenger RNA, 604 nt
Organism: Dimorphilus gyrociliatus
Lineage: Eukaryota; Metazoa; Annelida; Polychaeta; Dinophilidae
Source: the annotation of a GenBank genome assembly